This is a messenger RNA of Oncorhynchus keta (chum salmon), 1888 nucleotides long. RefSeq lists its product as uncharacterized. The transcript has 8 exons. Bases 1 to 1005 code for a protein of 334 amino acids. Lineage: Eukaryota; Metazoa; Chordata; Actinopteri; Salmoniformes; Salmonidae. The record is from RefSeq and is a predicted model, not a curated record.
AUGACCAGUAAUGAACACACCCCACCACACGAGUUCCAAAAACAGCCCUUCUCAGACACAGACGCUGCGUUCGUAACCAAGUGGGAGGUAAGACCUGGUUCUGGUAUUCACAGUAGGAGAGCUGAUCUAGGAACAGGUCCCCCAGGUCAUUAUGAUCUAGGAUCAGGUCCCCCAGGUCCAUGUAAUGUAAUUCAUUAUGAUCUAGGAUCAGGUCCUCCAGGUCAUUAUGAUCUAGGAUCAGGUCCCCCAGGUCAUUAUGAUCUAGGAUCAGGUCCCCCAGGUCAUUAUGAUCUAGGAUCAGGUCCCCCAGGUCAUUAUGAUCUAGGAUCAGGUCCCCCAGGUCAUUAUGAUCUAGGAUCAGGUCCCCCAGGUCAUUAUGAUCUAGGAUCAGGUCCCCCAGGUCAUUAUGAUCUAGGAUCAGGUCCCCCAGGUCAUUAUGAUCUAGGAUCAGGUCCCCCAGGUCAUUAUGAUCUAGGAUCAGGUCCCCCAGGUCAUUAUGAUCUAGGAUCAGGUCCCCCAGGUCAUUAUGAUCUAGGAUCAGGUCCCCCAGGUCAUUAUGAUCUAGGAUCAGGUCCCCCAGGUCAUUAUGAUCUAGGAUCAGGUCCCCCAGGUCAUUAUGAUCUAGGAUCAGGUCCUCCAGGUCAUUAUGAUCUAGGAUCAGGUCCCCCAGGUCAUUAUGAUCUAGGAUCAGGUCCCCCAGGUCAUUAUGAUCUAGGAUCAGGUCCCCCAGGUCAUUAUGAUCUAGGAUCAGGUCCCCCAGGUCAUUAUGAUCUAGGAUCAGGUCCCCCAGGUCAUUAUGAUCUAGGAUCAGGUCCCCCAGGUCAUUAUGAUCUAGGAUCAGGUCCUCCAGGUCAUUAUGAUCUAGGAUCAGGUCCCCCAGGUCAUUAUGAUCUAGGAUCAGGUCCCCCAGGUCAUUAUGAUCUAGGAUCAGGUCCCCCAGGUCCAUGUAAUGUAAUUCAUUAUGAUCUAGGAUCAGCACUCCUACUGAGACUCUUUAUGACCUGAUCCUAGAUCAACACUCCUACUGAGACUCUUUAUGACCUGAUCCUAGAUCAACACUCCUACUGAGACUCUUUAUGACCUGAUCCUAGAUCAACACUCCUACUGAGACUAUUUAUGACCUAAUCCUAGAUCAGCACUCCUACUGAGACUCUUUAUGACCUGAUCCUAGAUCAGCACUCCUACUGAGACUCUUUAUGACCUGAUCCUAGAUCAACACUCCUACUGAGAGUCUUUAUAAAUAUGGGCCCAGACUGAUACAGUACAGUGGAGACCUCUAACAGGCUGUCUCAGGUCGGUUGGUGAAGGCCACCAGGUCUCUCCUCUCAGACUCCUUGGUUCUUGUCAGUCUGACACUCGUGACAGAAACAUCCGGUAAACAUCAACACAGUAGAGUUGUUUACCACAUUCCUGUCCCCCCCUCUCUCCUCGGUCUCCCACAGAGGGAAGGAGGACAGUGUGGAGACCGAUGUGAUUCUUUGUGUCCCUCUGCAUGCCGUGUCCCAGUAUCUCCUCUGCCUCUUUCUCUCCUUUCCCCAAACUCUUUCUAUUCCUUCUUCUCCCCAACCAACAGAGUUCCUCCUCCUCCUCCUCCUCUUCCUCUUCUUCUCCUCAACCACCAGAGUUCCCCCUCCUCUUCUCCCCAGCCACCAGAGUUCCUCCUCCUCCUCUUCCUCUUCCCAACCACCAGAGUUCCUCCUCCUCUUCCUCUUCUUCUCCCCAGCCACCAGAGUUCCUCCUCCUCCUCCUCUUCCUCUUCUUCUCCCCAAACACCAGAGUUCCUCCUCCUCUUCCCCCUCUUCUCCCCAGCCACCAGAGUUCCUCCUCCUCCUCUUCCUCUUCCCAACCACCAGAGUUCCUCUUCCUCUUCUUCUCCCCAGCCACCAGA